Messenger RNA from Ceratosolen solmsi marchali, 1994 nucleotides. It is a transcript of the gene tws, whose product is annotated as protein phosphatase 2 regulatory subunit tws. Gene Ontology annotation, molecular function: protein binding; protein phosphatase regulator activity. The coding region runs from base 594 to 1940 and encodes 448 amino acids. Gene Ontology annotation, cellular component: protein phosphatase type 2A complex. The record is from RefSeq and is a predicted model, not a curated record. NCBI's taxonomy places the organism in Eukaryota, Metazoa, Arthropoda, Insecta, Hymenoptera, Agaonidae. The transcript is spliced from 9 exons.
CUUCGUGCCCUUCUUUUCAUUUACGGUCUCAAAAAAUUAAACAAUCUAUUUUCUUCACAUUUUUUCCACGGUAUGGACAACAAUAUAGGUUACUAAAUAAGAUAGAACUUCGCGUUCUGUACUCUUGCGUUUAUAUUCUUUUAUUUUAUUAUUCGUCUCUCGCUCUCUUGUUGCGCAUGUUUUGCUGCAUAUACAUGAGUGCGCAUCCAUACUUGUUUUUUCACCGUCGUUAAAGGACUCUACUUCUUUUUUAACCGCCUUUCUUAAUUUUCUCAUUAUUAUUAGUCUUCGAUCAUUCUCAUUAAUAUUAUAUUUUAUUUUGUAACAUAAGAUCUCUACAAGAACACGAAAACUAUAUAAUAAUUGGCAAAUUAAACUUUUCUGAAAAAAGGAGAGUCAGUCAGUGGUUAGAUAUAUAUUUAUGGACAGAGAUAUUAUAUUAAAUUUUAAAUUAAGUGUUAAAAAUAAAGUUGACUCAAAGGAGUUGAUUGAACUGUAAAAAAACAACAGUGCAAGAAGCUGUGGUUACUAUACAAAACAUAAAAGCAUACAGGUGCAGAUGCGAGUUACUCGCUAUUAACUGAAUAGGCAACAUGGACUGCGGCGAGACCUCAAAUAAUGGGGACAUUCAGUGGUGUUUCUCACAGGUGAAAGGAACCUUGGAAGAUGAUGUCACAGAAGCUGACAUUAUCUCAUGUGUGGAAUUCAACCAUGAUGGUGAUCUCUUAGCUACAGGAGAUAAAGGUGGCCGUGUAGUUAUAUUCCAAAGAGAUCCUCUUAGUAAAACUAUUAUUCCAAGAAGAGGCGAAUACAAUGUAUAUAGUACCUUCCAAAGUCAUGAACCUGAAUUUGAUUAUCUAAAGUCUCUAGAAAUAGAAGAAAAAAUAAAUAAAAUUAGAUGGCUAAAGAGAAAAAAUCCAGCACAUUUUUUACUUUCAACAAAUGACAAAACUAUCAAACUGUGGAAAGUCAGUGAGAGAGAUAAGCGUGUUGAGGGAUAUAAUACUAAAGAAGAAAGUGGUGCCAUUCGUGACCCCACAUGUAUCACUGGCUUAAGGGUACCUAUAAUCAAACCAAUGGAACUAAUGGUUGAAGCAUCACCAAGAAGAAUAUUUGCUAAUGCACACACUUAUCACAUUAAUAGCAUAAGUGUUAAUAGUGACCAAGAAACAUACCUUAGUGCAGAUGACCUUAGGAUUAAUCUUUGGCAUCUCGAGAUAACAGAUCAAAGUUUUAAUAUUGUAGAUAUUAAGCCUACUAAUAUGGAAGAGCUAACAGAAGUCAUAACUGCAGCUGAGUUCCAUCCUGUUGAAUGUAACUUACUUGUGUAUAGCAGUAGCAAAGGAACAAUUCGCUUGUGUGACAUGAGAUCUGCAGCACUUUGUGACCGGCACAGUAAAUUAUUUGAGGAGCCUGAAGAUCCUACCAACAGAAGUUUCUUUUCUGAGAUCAUCUCAAGUAUAAGUGAUGUUAAACUUAGUAAUUCUGGCAGGUACAUGAUUAGCAGGGAUUACCUCAAUGUUAAAGUAUGGGAUUUGCACAUGGAGACCAAACCUAUAGAAAGCUAUCCUGUUCAUGAAUAUUUAAGAUCGAAAUUGUGUUCACUGUACGAAAAUGACUGCAUUUUUGAUAAAUUUGAAUGCUGUUGGAGCGGUAGCGAUUCAGCCAUUAUGACAGGUUCAUACAAUAAUUUUUUCCGUGUAUUUGAUCGUUCGACGAAACGAGAAGUAACAUUGGAAGCAACACGCGAAGUUGCUAAGCCAAGAACUCUGCUGAAACCUCGGAAAGUCUGCACUGGAGGUAAACGUAAAAAAGAUGAAAUUAGCGUAGAUUGUCUGGAUUUCAAUAAAAAGAUUUUGCAUACAACAUGGCAUCCUACUGAGAAUAUUGUAGCAGUAGCUGCCACAAAUAAUCUCUUUCUGUUUCAAGAUAAACUCUAGCAUAUUUAUAUGCAGAGUAUACAACAUUAUAUAAUUACAUAAACACGGUGCAAA